This is a messenger RNA of Pteropus alecto (black flying fox), 582 nucleotides long. RefSeq names its product olfactory receptor 5L1-like. The annotation marks the transcript as partial. NCBI's taxonomy places the organism in Eukaryota, Metazoa, Chordata, Mammalia, Chiroptera, Pteropodidae. The transcript has a single exon. The record is from RefSeq and is a predicted model, not a curated record. Gene Ontology annotation, cellular component: membrane. Gene Ontology annotation, biological process: sensory perception of smell; G protein-coupled receptor signaling pathway. Gene Ontology annotation, molecular function: olfactory receptor activity; odorant binding.
UGGGCCAUCUGUAGCCCACUGCUCUACCUGGUCACUAUGUCCCAGAAACUGCGUGUGGUGUUGGUGUCUAGCUGCUACUUCUGUGGAAUUGUGUGUUCUUUUAUUCACUUUUGUUUAGCGCUUGAGAUCACAUCCUGUAAGUCAAAUGUGGUAAACCACUUCUUUUGUGAUCUGCCUCCGAUCUUUAAUCUUGCCUGCUCUGAUGUCACUCUGAAUGAACUCAUGUUGUUCAUUGUGGCCACUUUCAAUGAGAUCAUCACCAUCGUGAUCAUCCUCACCUCCUACUUGUUUAUUCUCAUCACCAUCCUGAGGAUGCACUCUGCAGAGGGGAGGCGCAAAGCCUUUUCUACCUGUGCCUCCCACCUCACAGCCAUCGUCAUGUUACAGGGAACAGUCCUUUCCACUUAUUGUCACCCCAGUUCGGGCAACAGUUCGGAUACAGACAAGAUGGCUUCUGUGUUUUACACUGUAGUGAUCCCCAUGCUGAACCCCCUGAUCUACAGCUUGAGGAACAAGGAUGUGAAAGAAGCUCUCAAAAAUGUCUUAGGAUCCAAAUUACAUUUUGAGAAGGUCCUUUCUUAG